This is a messenger RNA of Ornithodoros turicata, 5791 nucleotides long. Its product is annotated as NFX1-type zinc finger-containing protein 1-like. The coding region runs from base 82 to 5268 and encodes 1728 amino acids. The transcript has 4 exons. Lineage: Eukaryota; Metazoa; Arthropoda; Arachnida; Ixodida; Argasidae. Gene Ontology annotation, biological process: regulatory ncRNA-mediated heterochromatin formation. Gene Ontology annotation, molecular function: helicase activity; zinc ion binding. Gene Ontology annotation, cellular component: nuclear RNA-directed RNA polymerase complex; nucleus. The record is from RefSeq and is a predicted model, not a curated record.
GUGAAACAGAAGCUAACCGUGCAACCGUCUCAGCCUUUGUGAGUGUUGAAACUUCGAUGUUCACCAGGUACAUACAGCAACAUGAAACGUGCUCGGAAAAUUCGAAAAACUGGAACAACAACUGAGUCCUGGGUUGACAAACUUCAGGCACUCCUUCAGCAGCCUGAAGACUUGGCACUUGAAAGCCUACUAAGUCAUGAAUUCCACUUCAGUGAUUUCCUUGAGUCGAGCGGACACGAUCAUGAUGCCACUCGGGUGGCUGUUCGUCUCCUGGCGAACGUCUGUACAUCACCUACGGUUGCUCCACAAGCACUGGAACUUGCAAGCGCAGUAGCAUUCUCUGAUAGUUUCAUGAUCAUGGGAUUAACCACUCUGAUGGCACACCACACAUGCAACAUACAAGAGACCCCCAGUUCAGGUGUGGUGGAUGUCCUCCGUAAUCUGGUGCAGCUUUUGCAACAUUUGCACUCCUGUCUUCCAGCAACAACGUCGGAUAGACUGGUCAUUCUAGUGCCGUCAAUUAUGAAGUUAUGGACUACACUUCAGGAAGUGUCAGAUCCUCCAGAAGAUGUCGGAGUUGGACUUUCAAAACUAGAAGAAGCAAAGAACUCGUUUCUUGCGGAAUCUCGCACACGAAUGAUGGUGGCACAAGAGCAAGCGCACGUCUCACAGCCUCCAGGCGAUUUCAGAGACACCCCGGUUGUACCGACGGCAUCUGAGCUGCUGUCCGUCGGGAAACCGUUCUUGAGACCCAACUUGGUGCGUGGUGCUUACAGAGACCUGCACCACUACCUGGACGUCCAGUACAGGCUCCUUAGAGAGGAUUUCGUGAGACCAUUGCGUGAGGGCUUGCAAAAGUUCCUUCAGACGGGAAUGCGGUGCACGCGUAUCGAAAACAUCAACGUGUACAAGGAUGCACAAGUGGGUGAGGCGCGGGUUACAGCUGCAGCGAUCAUCCAUCCUGUCUACUUUGAUCCUGCUCGCUUUCGAAAUGUGGCUUGGGAGAGAACAAAACGCUUCAUGAACGGUACUCUGCUCAUUCUGUCCAACGACGGCUUCGAGACUGUUCAUUUUGCAACCGUCGUUCACAGGAAUCCAGAGUAUUUGAAAAAGGGAACACUCACUGUAGUGUUUGAUGAACUUUUUGUUGAGACCGUUGCUUGGGAAGCUUACACCAUGUUAGAGACACAAGCCUACUUUGAAGCCUACAAGCAUAACCUGGAAGCGCUGAAGACCAUAUCUUCUCUGCCUUUCUACGAUUACAUCGUGAAGGCUUCUUCCACCACAAGUGCCCCAGCGUAUUUAAAGGAUGAAACAAAGUUUGACCUAAGUCCCCUCUGCACAUGUAGUCACCCUGAAAACAUCAUUAAUGUUCUGAAUGAAGACAAAUGGCUGACACUCAAAGAUUUAGAGCUUGAUUCAUCGCAGCUUGAUGCCGUGAAAUCCUCGUUGCUGAAAGAAUUUUCCGUGAUUCAAGGUCCACCAGGAACAGGCAAGACCUACGUAGGGUUCAAGAUUGUGGAAGUUCUCCUACACAACAUUUCAGUCUGGAGCGGGGAAGGGCUUCCCAUUCUUGUUGUGUGUUACACGAACCAUGCUCUCGAUCAGUUUCUCGAACACGUCCUUAAAACUACAAAAAAUAUAGCUCGGGUUGGGGGCCGCAGCAGCAGCAAACUUCUGGAAGAAUACACCCUAACCAGCAUAAGACGCAAGUUAUUUAGGGGCCAGGACCUUAGAGAAACCUGCCUGCAAACACAGACUCGUCUUAACUUCCUGUCACAAGGGAUGUCAAACAUAUAUGCAGUCCGCCGCACGAUUCAAGAUCUGGAAGCGUACAUGUCUGCAGACGUCCUGAGAAGCUUUGAGCAGUGUUGCGAUCCAGCUUCCUACAACUUUAGUGACUGGCUGGAACUCGCAGCGUUGCGAGAAGAGUUCUGCAAAGACCUUGCGGACCGAAUUAACGAACCAAAGGAGGUAGUCGAGGAGGAUAAUUUUGACAUGCAAGACAUUUCUAAGCAUUGCCGGGAGGAUGAUGAGCGUUUGUAUUCUGCAGACGUCGAUUGUGCACUGGCCGGGGUAGAAGAUAAACACCCAGAUGCCCUAGAACAAGCAUGGUGCCAGUAUGGCUACAAGUUAGUCUCAAACCCCGACGCUGUCAAGGAUGAUCACUGUGUCACGAAUGUCUGGUGCUUGUCUUUCCCAGAACGUUGGCGACUCUACAGAUACUGGGCAUCAAAGGCUAUUGAAGACAUUCAAAUGGAGGUCACUAUGCGCAAAGCAAUUCUGAAAGAGAAGAACAAAACUGCAUCUCGGGACUCUGUUACGAAAGACCUUGCUUGCUUGAAGGGUGCGUAUGUAGUGGGCAUGACUACAACAGGUGCUGCAAAGCAUCGAGAGUUAGUUAGGCAGCUUCAGCCAACUGUUGUGAUAGUCGAAGAAGCCGCAGAAGUACUGGAAGCUCACAUAGCCACCAGCUUGGCACCUGCGACAAAGCACCUGAUUCUCAUUGGUGACCAUAAACAGUUGAGGCCAUCAAAUUCAGUCUACGAGCUCUCUGUUAGGUACAAGAUGGAAGUGUCUCUUUUUGAAAGAAUGAUUGAUAAUGGAACAAUAUGCCAUCAGCUACAGGUUCAACACAGAAUGAGACCGAACUUUGUGAAGUUACUCGUUCCAAACUUUUACGAUAACCUCGACAGCUCGGCGCAUGUGAAGUCCUUCGAAGACAUUCGUGGUAUUGAUGGAAACAUGUUUUUUAUCAACCACACCAUCAACGAAGACAGUGCACUAGACACAAAGAGCCACUCCAACCGCCACGAAGCGGAAAUGGUCUUAGGAUUAGCGGACUACCUUCUCAAUCAGGGUUAUGACCCAACAGAAAUCACCAUUCUGACCACUUACAAAGGGCAGAUGUUCCUCAUGCGCGACCUCGCAGCAACCAAGAAGUGCAAGACUGUUUACAUUACAUGCGUGGACAAUUUUCAGGGGGAAGAGAACGACAUCAUCCUUUUGUCUUUCGUCCGAUCGAACCCGGAGAAGGAAGUUGGCUUCAUUAAGAUUCCCAAUCGCAUUUGCGUUUCACUGUCGAGAGCACGAAAGGGUGUGUACUGCACGGGGAACUUCGACAUCAUUGGGGAGUUGAGCCAAGUUUGGAAAAACAUCGUGAAGGAACUGAAGUGCCAAAAUGCCAUCGGAAAUGAGCUGAAGCUACGGUGCCCAAACCAUCCCGAUACUGCCACACUCGUUCGAAGUGCGAAAGACUUUUUAAAUGUCCCCGAGGGUGGUUGCGACAGACCCUGCAAAACACGGCUUGAGUGUGGCCAUUCUUGUGGGCUGCCUUGCCAUGGCUACGACACAGAGCACGAAGAAGUUGACUGUAAAAAGAAAUGCCAGAGAAAAUGUAGAAAUGGUCACACUUGCAAACGUGCCUGUUUCGAAGAAUGCGGGCCGUGUGAUGUGCUCGUGUGCACCCAGAUUGAGAAAUGUGGUCACACUUGCGUGAUUCCUUGCCACGAAACUACGCCCCCAAGAUGCCCUCUUCCGUGUGAUCGGCUGCAACCAUGUGGCCAUCGUUGCAAUAGUACGUGUGGAAACCAUUGCACUGAAUGGUGUUAUGUGCCUGUCCGAAAGACCUGUGAAUAUGGGCAUGACCAAGAAGUGCCUUGUGCGGACACAGUAAAUUACGGGUGUGAGGCAAACUGCACGAAAGUGCUAGCUUGCGGUCAUAACUGCCAUAAGAAGUGUGGUGACACAUGCAGUGAUCGGUGCGCAGAAUUAAUGGAAAUGGAACGUGACUGUGGACAUAAAUUGUAUGGGGCAUGCUACAAGACACAACUUCCUCAAUUUCUCAUGGCACCUUGUAAACUACCCUGCACCAAAAAGCUUCCCUGUGGACACACGUGUUCUCUCCGGUGCCACGAAAGUUGUGGCGGCAAACGUUGUGAAAUUCAAGUAAGAGCAACGUUACCAUGUGGCCACCAAAGAGCGGUUUCUUGUCACGUGCACACGAAGAUCACUUCUCUCAAGGAUAAGCCAGACGAGAUGAUGGCGUACGUUCAAGAAAUGGGAGAGAGGCUUACUUGCAGAAAGAGUGUUCCAACAAGCUGCACAUCUGGACACAGGCUUGUGGCUCGAUGUCACGCGCUGCGUGAUGGCAAGGUGCCGCGAUAUGACUGCUACAACCGUUGCGACGCAAAACUCUCCUGCGGCCACAAUUGUGCCGCAAACUGCCGGACAUGCUUCGACGUGGGCAACAACGAGCACGUCCCAUGUACAGAGAUUUGCAAAAAGCGCCUGGACUGUGGACACCGAUGCAUGAAGAAGUGCUGCGAGCCUCACAGCUGCGACGUUCCGUGCAGUCGGAGACUUCCAUGUGGACACAUGUGCAAAGGAACCUGCUCACAGCCGUGUACAAUCUGUGAAAGACCGUGCAAGACUGUUUGUGGGCAUGGAAGGUGCAGGAAGCCCUGUGGACAUCCGUGCCCUCCGUGUCCUAUGCCUUGUCUCUGGAAUUGUGGCCAUGCUAACUGCAGUGCCUUGUGCUCUGAGCCUUGCACUAGAACUUCGGAGGACAUACCUUGUCCAAAGAAACUUCCGUGCGGGCACCGUUGCCUAGGCUUCUGCGGUGAACCCUGUCCUAGUCUGUGCAGAGUGUGCAACAGGGCCCAAUACUGGCAUCUCACCAAGGAAAGGGAAGCCCGGUUUGUCAUGCUCAUGGACUGUGGCCAUUCUGUGCCAGAGAGAAUGCUUGCUGAGGCCUUUACCCAGACGAAGAAAAAGCACAGUGCUAGGUGCCCACUAUGCGGAUGCCGAAUUACGUUCAAUUUCAGGUAUCAAGCAGCUGUCCGAGAGUACAUGGAAGACCUUCAGAAACGCAAGAAACAGGUUUAUGACUCUGCAAGGGAAUUGCACAAAACCUUGGACUCCACAUUGCAAGAAGAUCCAUCUCCAAGCAGGGACGCGAGCAGCACUGCAGAUGACGACGAUGCUCAAGCAACCACCCAGCAGCAUGACCGUACUCAAGCCACGGUGGCACAAAGUUCCGUAUGGAACAGUGAUAGUGAACAAAAGUACUAUUCGGGGGAAGCAAUUUACACUUCUCGCCCAGGUUCUAAAAUUAGGAGUAGUCAUCGGAAUGCUGGAAUGAGUUUCGAGCACAGAACUCAUUCAGCCAGGUACCACUUUGAAAGAAGGCCUAGGAACCUGCAAGAGAGAUUUUCACGAAGGGACUUCAGGUGGAACCCUUACGAGAGGUGGCCACCUCGCUACUAGUGUUCCUUCUGAGGGACCACCAUUCUUUUCUUUGAAGGCUGCUACAAGGGAGCAUGACAGGACGGCUCAAAGUGGAUGGAAACAGCAAUGCGGAAGAAAAUGAAGGAAAACAACUGGGAGCUGACUUUGGAAAAAGUUUGCUGUCCUCGUGUGAUAAAAAAAGAAAGGGGAACCUCCAGGGGAGCAUUUAUGCAAACAUAUAGCCCAUUCGCUAACUUCAUUACUUUACUAAGGUAUAUCUAUACUAGUUGUGUUUUUACCUUUUUGAGCUUUGUGUUUAGUGAGAUUGUAUUACACAUUUUUGAGAAGUGAUGCAUCUGGUGAGAUCUCAAGUUGUGUUACAGAUAUUCAAUCCUUUGGUUAGCGCAUUUUUUCUUUGUAACAUUAAAAUGAUGUUUGGGGCAUAACAUAAAGUUGUAGGACUUGGAUACUAGUAAAUACUAGUACAUUCCUAUAUCAUGUCCCGUAGAAGAAUAUACGGUAGUACCGUACUCUAUGUAGUCCAUCAUCCAGUGCUCUUACU